CAGGGAUGACGCGAGGAGGCCUGGUGACGACCUAGGCCUGGCUGUGCUGUCCGGCUUACGACAUGGAGUCGACAAAUAAUGCCCCAGCGACACAUAAAUAGCCAAGUACCUACCCUGUGGCAACUACCAGACGCGCACUCCUCGACGUCAAAGAUGGAGGCCCACGACCAGGCGGUCGCGGCCAUCGCCUCACGCGUGCGCCGGUUCUCGGAGCGCCAGCAGCCGUUCCGCAUCUACCACGGCUCCACCAACAGCACGCGGCACUCCGACAAGAGACCUGACAACACGGUCGACACCAGCCAGCUGGACCGCGUGCUGUCCGUCGACGCCGGCGGCUCCGGCACCGCCGUGGCCGAACCAAAUGUCCCCAUGGACGCCCUGGUGGCCGCCACCCUUCCCCGCGGCCUCGUUCCGCCCGUGGUCAUGGAGUUCCCCGGCAUCACCGUCGGCGGCGGCUUCUCGGGAACAUCGGGCGAAAGCAGCUCCUUCCGCUACGGCGCCUUUGACGCCACCGUCGUGCGCAUCGAGAUGGUCCUGCCGACGGGGGAGGUGGCGCAUGCGUCGCGCACCCAACGGCCGGACCUGUUCUGGGGCGCGGCCUCUGCGUUCGGGACGCUCGGCGUCGUCACCCUGCUGGAGGUCCGCCUCAUCGCGGCGAAGCCCUUUGUGGAGCUCGAGUACCGCCUGUCCCGCAGCAUCGCAGAGGCCGUUGAGCAGAUGCGGGUGGAAACAGCCCGGGACGACAACGACUUUGUGGACGGCAUAGCGUACUCUUCGGACGCGGUCGUCAUCUGCGCGGGCCGCAUGGUCGACACCGUCCCCGACGGCGCGUCGCAGCGCCGCUUCACCCGGGCCAGGGACCCGUGGUUCUACAUACACGUGGAGAAGCACGCCUUGCCGCGCCUCAAGAAAGCCGCACCCGACGGCGGCGGCGGCGGCGGUGUAACAGUAAAAGACUACAUCCCGCUGACGGACUACCUCUUCCGCUACGACCGCGGCGGCUUCUGGGCCGCGCGCUGGGCGUUCCGCUACUUCUGCACGCCCUUCAACCGGAUCACGCGGUUUGCGCUGAACCCGCUGAUGAGCACGCGCGUCAUGUACCGCGCGCUGCACAAGUCGGGCCUGGCCGACUCGUACAUGACGCAGGACGUCGGCGUGCCCAUGGACGCGGCGCCCGCCCUGGCCGCCUGGCUGGCCGCCGAGAUGCCGGCCGUCCUCCCGCUCUGGCUGUGCCCGCUGCGGGUGCGGCGCGAGGGCGGCGCGGACGCGGCGCACGGCCUGCACGCCCGGUUCGCGGACCCGACGCAUCCCGACCUGCUCAACUUUGGCGUCUGGGGCGAGCUGCCGUCGACGGUACGCGGCCGGCGCGACGCGGUGCGGGUCAACCGCGCGCUCGAGGCCGAGGUGGCGCGGCUGGGCGGCACCAAGUGGCUGUACGCGCAGGCCUUCUACACCGAGGACGAGUUCUGGGCGCGCUACGACCGGGCGAGCUACGACGCGCUGCGGGCGCGGUGCGGCGCCGUGUACCUGCCGAGCGUCUACGACAAGGUCAGGGUCGACGUCGAGGCCGAGGAGGCGGCGGCGGCGGCGGCCCGGGCGACGGGGCUCGCGCGCCUGAGGCGGACGCUGUUCCGGGUGUGGCCCGUCCGCGGCCUGUACGGUGUGUACAAGGCGCUGGAGGGGGGCGACUACCUGCUGCAGAAGACGCGGCGGCCCUUGGAGGUUUCUGGGAAGUGACUCGUGUGUGUGUGUUGUUUUUUUUUUUUCAUUUGUUGUUGUUAUCUGGUGAUGAUUUAUGCCAAAUACGGGAAGAGAAGCCUCGGUAUGGCAGCAUUUUGAGCCAGCGCUUUUUUUUUUUAAGAUGCCUAGCUGUGUAGGUAAACGUGCAGACUAAUUCCAAGGGGACCUCCAAGGGGGCCUCCGAGGGUACCAUUCAGCCUGCCCACUGGCAUAUUCUUGCCCUGUCUAAACUAGGCUCGCGAGGUGCGCUU
This is a messenger RNA of Gaeumannomyces tritici R3-111a-1, 1991 nucleotides long. RefSeq lists its product as hypothetical. The transcript has a single exon. Gene Ontology annotation, biological process: steroid metabolic process. The record is from RefSeq and is a predicted model, not a curated record. NCBI's taxonomy places the organism in Eukaryota, Fungi, Ascomycota, Sordariomycetes, Magnaporthales, Magnaporthaceae. Bases 79 to 1737 code for a protein of 552 amino acids. Gene Ontology annotation, molecular function: Delta24(24-1) sterol reductase activity; FAD binding. Gene Ontology annotation, cellular component: cytoplasm; membrane.